Molecule: messenger RNA, 1935 nt
Organism: Candidula unifasciata
Lineage: Eukaryota; Metazoa; Mollusca; Gastropoda; Stylommatophora; Geomitridae
Source: the annotation of a GenBank genome assembly
AUGUCAAGCAAAGGAAGGUACGAUUCACGUGAUCGACGUGGAGGAGGAGACAUGAGUUCCAGACAUAGUGGACGCGAUAGAGAUAACUUUAGGGGCCGUGGCGGCGGACAGGGUGGAAGAGGAGGCUUUAAGUCUCUAAAAGGGUCCCAACCCGGAGAGAGAUUGAGGAAACCAAAAUGGGACCUGUCCACCUUGCAAAAAUUUGAAAAAAACUUUUACAAAGAACAUCCCUCCGUAACAUACAGACCAGCAGAGGAAAUCAGAGCAUUUCACAGAGACAAACAGAUUACAAUCCAAGGGAAAGAUAUCCCCAAUCCUAUUUUCACAUUUGAGGAAGGCGGUUUUCCAGACUAUGUUAUGAGUCAGGUUCGUAGAAACAGUUGGCUGGCACCAACUGCUAUUCAAAGUCAGGCUUGGCCUAUUGCUCUGUCGGGGAGGAAUUUAGUUGGCAUAGCACAGACUGGAUCUGGGAAGACUUUAGGGUUCAUGCUUCCUGCUAUUGUUCAUGUGAACAAUCAGCCCUACCUGGAACAUGGGGAUGGACCAAUUGUGCUUGUUCUAGUACCAACAAGAGAGCUGGCACAACAGGUUCUUGAAGUAUCAAAUGAAUUUGGUAGAGCCUCUCAGAUACGCUGUGCCUGUGUGUAUGGAGGAGCUCCCAAGGGACCUCAGCUGCGCGAUCUAGAGAGAGGGGCAGAAAUUUGCAUCGCCACUCCUGGUCGCUUGAUUGACAUCCUUGAAGCUGGUAAAACCAACCUUCGACGUACAACUUACCUGGUUUUAGAUGAAGCAGAUAGAAUGUUGGAUAUGGGAUUUGAGCCUCAAAUCAGGAAAAUCCUGGAACAGAUUAGGCCUGAUCGUCAGACUUUAAUGUGGAGUGCUACCUGGCCCAAAGAAGUUCGCAGACUUGCUGAGGAAUUUUUGAAUGAUUACAUCCAGGUGAACAUUGGUUCCAUGCAGCUAACAGCCAAUCACAACAUUCUGCAGAUCAUUGAUGUAUGCAUGGAUCAUGAGAAAGAAGAGAAACUUGUCAAACUUCUGAACGAGAUCAUGCAGGAAAAGGAAAAUAAGACCUUGAUAUUUGUUGACACAAAACGUAAAGCAGAUGAUAUAUCAAAGAGAAUGAAGAGAGAUGGGUGGCCUGUGAUUAGUAUCCAUGGAGACAAAAGUCAGCAAGAAAGAGAUUGGGCCCUCAAUGAUUUCCGCAAUGGGAGAAAUCCUAUAUUGAUAGCCACGGAUGUAGCAUCAAGAGGCUUAGAUGUGGAAGACAUCAAGUUUGUUAUCAACUUUGACUAUCCAAACUGCUCGGAGGAUUAUGUCCAUCGUAUCGGUCGCACAGGACGUUCCACAAACACAGGAACAGCAUACACAUUUCUGACCCAAAAGAACGCUAAACAAGCCACAGAUCUGAUCAAUGUACUUAGAGAGGCUAAGCAAGUCAUCAGUCCAAAACUUCUUCAGCUGGAGGAAAACUCUAAAGGAUUUCAUGGUGGCCGUGGUGGACGAUGGAGGGGUCAGGACAACAGACGAGGUGGCGGUGGCAGUCGUUACUCGGGAAGCAGCAGCAGCAGUCUUGGAGGAGGCAGUAGCAGUCGAUUCUCCAGCGGCAACUCAUUCAGUGGUGGUGGUGGCUUCAAACCGCAGAACAGUUACAACAACAGUAGCAGUAGUAGUAGCAGCUUCAAGCCGCAGGGAAGCUUCAACAACAGCAGCAACAGCAGUAGUACCAGCAGCUUCAAGCCACAGGGGACUUUCAACAGCAUGAGCAACAUGAACGGAUAUGGCUCUGCCCAGAAUAGCUCUGGCUACAAACCGUACCAGGCUCCAGCUGCCCCAGGGGGCUUCAAGGGUCAGUGGAACCAGGGGGGUGUCACUGCUGCAUCACUGGCAUCCAUACAACCAGCCCAGGGCCCCCCUUCUGCCGGAAGGUUUUAA